Molecule: messenger RNA, 1282 nt
Organism: Momordica charantia (bitter melon)
Lineage: Eukaryota; Viridiplantae; Streptophyta; Magnoliopsida; Cucurbitales; Cucurbitaceae
Product: GDSL esterase/lipase At1g54790
Molecular function (GO): hydrolase activity, acting on ester bonds
Source: RefSeq, a predicted model, not a curated record
CUGAACUGAAAUUAAUUUUCCCUUGUAAUUUCUCGGCGCUCAUGCUAAUGGCGGUUUUCCAGAUCUUCUUCUUCUUCUUCUUCCUCCUCUGCGUUCCGAUUGCGAGAUCCAGCCAUUCGUCUCCGGCGGCCGUUUUCAACUUCGGCGACUCCAACUCCGACACUGGUUGCCUCGUCGACGCCGGAAUUGAAACCGUCCAUCCUCCAUAUGGUUAUCUCUUCUUCGGAAAGCCCUCCGGCAGAUACUGCGAUGGCCGUCUCGUCAUCGAUUUUCUCAUGGAUGCGAUGGCCAUGCCUUUUUUGACGCCGUAUCUUGAUUCCAUUGGGUUACCGAAUUUUCGGAAGGGCUGCAAUUAUGCGGCCGCCGGCUCCACUGUUCUUCCUCCCACUUUUACAUCUGUUAGCCCUUUCUCGUUAAACAUUCAGGUGAAUCAAUUUCUCCAUUUCAAAGCUAGGGUUCUUGAGCUUCGAGCUGCCAAAGGUGGUAAGAAAUUUGACAAGUACCUACCAGCAGAAGAUGACUUCAAGAAGGGGCUAUAUAUGUUUAAUAUUGGGCAGAAUGACCUUAAUCGUGCAUUUUACAACCAAACUCUGGACCAAGUUAUUCCCUUCAUACCUUCCAUUUUAGCUGAAUUUGAGACUGGAGUUCAGAGAGUGUACGAGCAAGGGGCCAGGAAUUUUUGGAUUCACAACACAGGUCCUCUGGGAUGCUUGGCUCAGAAUCUUGUUAGAUUUGGAACUGACCCAUCAAAGCUUGAUGAAUUUGGAUGCAUCAGUUCACACAACCAAGCCGCCAAACUCUUCAAUCUACAGCUUCAUGCUCUCUCCAAACAGCUGCAGGCUCGAUAUACCGAUGCGAGCGUCACAUACGUCGAUGUCCACACGAUCAAAUUGAAUCUCAUAGCCAAUUACUCGCAAUUGGGUUUUGAACAACCUAUUAUGGCUUGCUGUGGCUAUGGAGGUCCACCAUUCAACUUCGACAACACAUUCCGAUGCGGCUCGACGAAGACCGUGAACGGGACGGUGGUCACGGUGGGAAGGUGCAACGACAGCUCCAAGUACGUCAGUUGGGAUGGGAUUCAUUAUUCAGAGGCUGCAAAUAAGUAUGUUUCAUCACAAAUACUCACUGGAAAGUAUUCUGAUCCACCAUUCUCACCACACAAAAUGCCUUACCUUGUCAACCGCAAGUUGUAGCUCUAGUUUGCCCUGCAUUUGACUACAUACACGUCUAAAUUGUAAUUGAUUCAAUUGGGGUAUAGCUUCAAUGAUUGUGAGUUGGCUCA